This is a messenger RNA of Exserohilum turcica Et28A, 2602 nucleotides long. RefSeq lists its product as uncharacterized. Lineage: Eukaryota; Fungi; Ascomycota; Dothideomycetes; Pleosporales; Pleosporaceae. The coding region runs from base 1 to 2538 and encodes 845 amino acids. The record is from RefSeq and is a predicted model, not a curated record. Gene Ontology annotation, biological process: TORC2 signaling. The transcript is spliced from 3 exons. Gene Ontology annotation, molecular function: phosphatidylinositol-4,5-bisphosphate binding. Gene Ontology annotation, cellular component: TORC2 complex; cytoplasm; plasma membrane.
AUGUCCCUCCUUCAGAACGAAGAUUUCGUGCUAUACCAGCUUCGGACGGCCUACCUGGGCUCCAUCAAGGACGGAGUCGGCGAACGACUGAUCAGUGUCGACUCGAGUGUCCUGAACAACCCCGCCUACCGUGCUGCGGGCUGGGUGCCCAACGCCUCAGACAUUAAGCGCACAUACUCCCCGCCCAUUCCUACCGCCAUCACCUCCGAGUACUUCCAGGCUCCGCGGUCGGCUGGCCUGAAGCCGCCAGAGGGCUUCGGCGACGAUGAAGAAGAGGGCGGCAUGGUGACGGGCGGCGGAAGCAACGACACCGUGGGGCCUACCUUGAAUGCGAAGCGCAGGCGGCGCAAGGAGCAGCUGGAAGAGGACGACAGCAGCGACCUCAGCGAUGAAAGCGACGACGAUGACGAUGCGCAAAGACCGGCCAACCAAAUCAAGUUCACUAAGAUGCCUCUACGGACUCGUUCUGGCUCGUCGCCCGUGCCUGGAUCAGCUCUGCGCAACGAGCUGGCAGAGGCCGGAGAAGGGCCUUCACUGCUGAUUACAUCGCCAACACGCCCGCCGGAUGAACUGCCACGCAGGUCGUCACUGCCUACGGUUGAGACAAGCAAAGGAAGGCCGAGGAGAGACACCAUCACGAGUAGCGAAAUGUCAUCGGAAAAUGAAUUCGACAACUCGUCCUUUAAAAAGAGGAGAGUCAAUCCGCGAAAGUCUGCCAAUGCGAGCCACGGGCUUUCCCAACGCAUCGACGAGCACCAGGCAGAGGCUGGCGGGUCACGCGCACGUCUUGAGGCCCUCGACGAAGGUGAUGAGUCGGACGACUCUUUGACGUCUGAAUUCUCUGGUUCCGACGAUAGUGCUUCGCUCAUUGGCGCAGACGGCGACCCUCUGGAUUCGUCUCCCGCCGGUGAACUUACCACUAUGCCUGGCCUCACGCCUUUCCAAAACAUGUCUCCCAAGAAAAAGAAGCCUGAGCCGGUCCAGCCAACACUCCAGGCUCUGCCUCCACCACGACCGAUUAGUUUCGUGUUGCCCGUGAGUGCCUUGACUCAAGCGAUUCGAGCCAAGGAGCAGAAGCCAUCCGACCCGCUGCAGCGUUUUGCCGUGUGGAACGCUGCCAGUGAGGCUCAACAAAACCCCCUGUUUAUUAAACUCUACUGCCCAUUCUCCUCGAAACCAUCCAAACCUAUGGAGCUGCUGAUUAGAAAGUUCAACGACAAAGGCGAGGGGCCUACCGUGGCUGAAGCUAUAGGAUACGCCCUGCACCGGUACCAGGAAGAGAAGAUGGAGCCGCCUUUGACAGCCGAACAGAAGAAUGUGAAUCGCUGGGUCAUGCGCAUGUACGACGACGGCGAAGUCGACGACGAGUUUCCGCCAUUGACAAGGAACAAGCCACUGAAAGACUUUGCGUCCAACAACGCCCGCGGUAUGCGACCUCGUGCGCGAGACAAGCCUUGGGAUGAAUUUGCGCUUGUAGAAGCAACGCAGCGGGAGUUUGGUGAGAACGAGAAGCUCACGCCCAUCUACAGUCAAGAGGCGGCGAGUGCUCUCGCAUCACAGAGCGACGCCCAGGACGGCCCUGAAGAAAAGGAGGAGAAGAAGCCUGUCAAGCCUGUUCCCAGUCGCGCCAAGAGCUUCCGGAAUCCCAUUACAGGUCCUUCGUUUGCGCCAACAGCGACACGCAAAGACACAAGCAAUCUUGCAGACGUGCCAAAGGUGCCGCAGUCGCAUGCUGCAAGUCGCACUGGAGCCCCGAGGACCGUCAAUAUUCAUUUCACAGACGAAAACUUCAACACGAAGCACUUUUCACUACCCUGUACAACCGACACCUAUAUUGCCGAUCUAUUCGACCAAGUAUGUCAUGAUUUACAGCUCGAGAAGGCGUUAUACAUUCUCAAGGUAAGCGGAAGCACCACGGUAGCACCGCCAGAUCGGACUGUAGAAGCGUUGGAUACACGCAUGGAUCUCGAUUUGGUGCGCCGGCGCUUUGUGGGCGAUGGUGUGUUUGGACUGGCGGGAUCACCAGGCUCUUCAUCGCCCAACGCGCCACUCAUCAUCAGCACGGGUGGAGCGCCAAAGAAGACGAAGAAGGGAGACCGUACGCAUGCAGCUGUGUCUGGCCAAGGUCUUCUCCACCCACUUGCACGAAAUGCAGACUCUGGCGCCCUCGCCCUCACAACAACAAACUACUAUCGUCGUUACGCCGUGCUCCGCAAACAGCCCAUGUCGUUUGCCUCUUCGACAUCUCGCAUCCUUGCCCUCGACAACGAGUACAUCCACAUUAUGCCUGGCGAGUCCAAGACCGGGGCACGCGGUGGCUUUGGCGUCGAGGGACAGGGCAAAACGACCACUGUGCAUUUUAGCAGCGUAGUCGGGAGCAAGGUGUCGAAGAAGCAUCCCAAGAUGUUCCGCGUCAUUGUGUUCAAGGAGCGCGAGACGAAGCGCUAUGAUUUCGAAGCGCAGAGCGUCGAUGAGGCGGUGGAAAUUGUCCGCGAGAUUAAAAAGGGCGUCGAGAGGUUCCAGGAGGGCAUUGUGUAGUUGGUGGUGAUUGAUAUAUCCUUGGAUGUCUUUGUAUAGGUCCAGCUUUGGCGUUGAGUUUUUU